Molecule: messenger RNA, 1337 nt
Organism: Funneliformis caledonium
Lineage: Eukaryota; Fungi; Glomeromycota; Glomeromycetes; Glomerales; Glomeraceae
Source: the annotation of a GenBank genome assembly
AUGUUACGAAAUCCUCUAACAUGUAUUGAAUUAUGGUUUUUAUUUCAAUUUCUAUUACUUGACGUAAAUUGUCAAAUGAUACCUUUUAAACCAAAAAACCGAAGGGAUCAUACUGCAACAUAUAUUGAUGAUAAAUUGUAUAUUUUUGGUGGUUCUCAUUUGUCUACCGAUGGAAAUUUUUUUUAUCAUGAUUUUUCUGUUAAAUUUAAUACCAAAAAUUUAUCAUGGCAAGAUUUAUCAAAUAUUAAAUCUGUUCCUCCAAUACAUUAUGGCGCUGCUUCUGCCAGGGGCGGUGAAAAUAAUAAUACGUUAUUUUUAUAUGGAGGAGUCGAUUAUGAUCCUAAUAUGGCGUUAGUUUAUACAUUUGACCCACAAAAUGAAAUAUGGAGUGUUCCAGAAAUAAAAGUGCCUGAUAUUAGUGUUAAUGUUCCUAGAAAAGAUUUAUUGACGGGAAUUGUUGAUUAUAAUGGAAAAAUGUAUUUAUGGGGUGGACGGAGUGGAAGUUCAGCUAAUGCACCAAUUUCCCGUUUUAUUUAUGGUGCUACUAUAAUGUCUCGAAGUAUUAUUUAUACGGGCGGUUUUCGUCUAGAUACAGGAACACUACCAUUAAAUGAGGUCUUUAUAUAUGAUACAAUUAACAAUAGUUGGAGUACAAAAACAACUUCAGGAAAAAUACCUUCUGCUAGAGAUGAGUUUUCUGUAGUUCUUGGAGCAAGAUUUGGUAUAAAUUCUGUUAACAAAGUUGAUUAUGAUCCGUUAGAUGGAGGUGAUAUUUUACUACUUGAUAUUAGUAAUAAUGAUGAAUAUGUAUGGACAAAUGAGUUUGAACCGCUAUUAUCGUCAUCAACAAAUACAACUUAUCCAUCAUCAAAAACUGCAACUUCUCCAUCACCAUUUAAUAAUUCACAACAAUCUAAUAAAUCAUCACUAUCUGCAACUAGCAUUGCUGAUGCAGUUGCGGGAACUUUGUUCAGUGGUAUUUUACUUUUAUUAGGUUGUUUCUUUUUAUAUAAAUGGAAUCAUAAGCGAAAUAAAUUACUAAUUCCUGGAAGUGAAAAUCGAGAAUAUAUUUUUACUAAAGGAAAUAAUAAUAGCCAAAAAAUGGCACAAUUGACAAUUAAUAAUAAUUACAAUCAUCAUGGAAAAGAAGUAUUACAAGCACCUAGGAAUGAAAGUACAACUAAUCAUGAAUUAUUAACAAUUUCAGAAUUAAAAGAUGAUAUACUUCAGACUCUUAAACAUGAUAAUAACAAGAAGAUAUCAUUACAAAAUAUAGAUAGUGAAGCUUUACAAAAUUUACAAAAUAAUGGACAAGCUUCUAAUUCUAAUAUUACAAA